UUCAAAUCAUUUCAGUUGUUGGGUGUUUAAGGAAAGCGUAACAUACGCUAAUAGAAUAAAUAAUUCUAAAGCAAGAAAACGAAAUUUUUACUUAAUUAAGUUAAAUUUCGUUAGAAUUUUAUUUAAAUAAUUUAUAAUAAAACAAAAACUAGCCCAACAAGAUGUUGUUCUCUUCUUUGAUAGAGGCUGCCCAAAAUUCUCCUUUCAAAAAACCUUUUACCACAGCCUGCUGUGAACCAGCUGUGGAAAAUGUUAAACUAACACCACAUCAUGAAAUCCAAGCUGCUGCAGCUGCCUCAGGAGAUUCCUGUGAAUUUGGUUCCAAUAUGUAUUUCGCUUUAUGUGGUUUGGGUGGUAUCAUUUCCUGUGGUAGUACCCAUACCAUGGUUGUGCCUUUGGAUUUAGUUAAGUGUCGUCUUCAAGUCGAUCCAGCCAAAUACAAGAGUGUUCUAAAUGGUUUCCGUAUUACCUUAAAGGAAGAUGGUAUAACAGGUUUGUCAAGAGGUUGGGCUCCCACCUUUAUCGGCUAUUCCAUGCAAGGUCUAUGCAAAUUUGGUCUUUAUGAAGUAUUCAAAGUUAUUUACUCAAAUGCCAUCGGUGAAGAGAAUUCCUAUCUAUAUAGAACCAGUUUAUAUUUGGCCGCCUCUGCUUCAGCUGAAUUCUUUGCUGAUAUUGCUUUGGCUCCCAUGGAGGCAGCUAAGGUUAAAAUUCAAACUACACCCGGUUUUGCUAAUACCUUAAGAGAAGCUUUACCUAAAAUGUCGGCUCAAGAAGGUAUUGGUGCUUUCUAUAAGGGUUUGGUGCCUUUGUGGAUGCGUCAAAUUCCCUAUACCAUGAUGAAGUUUGCUUGCUUUGAAAGAACUUUGGAAUUGUUAUACCAAUAUGUUGUACCCAAACCACGUGCAGAAUGCACCAAAGGUGAACAAUUGUUAACCACCUUUGCUGCUGGUUAUAUUGCUGGUGUUUUCUGUGCCAUUGUCUCACAUCCAGCUGAUACCGUUGUAUCUAAAUUGAAUCAAGCCAAGGGUGCUUCGGCCUUUGAUGUAGCCAAACAAUUGGGUUGGUCUGGCUUGUGGGGUGGUUUAGUGCCCAGAAUUGUUAUGAUUGGUACCUUGACUGCUGCCCAAUGGUUUAUCUAUGAUGCUGUUAAAGUAUAUUUGCGUAUGCCCCGCCCACCACCACCAGAAAUGCCUGAAUCCUUGAAAAAGAAGUUGGGCCUUACUGGUGAUGCCAAGUAAAAGUUGCUUUUACAUUUCUAGCAUCACAUCCAAAAUUAGUAUAAUUUAAUAGUUGUAUUACAAAAACAAAAAAGAACUGGAUAUUGGAAUUAUUUGAUUGUAAAUGUUAAAAAAAACGAUUUCAAAACUUUAAACACAGAAACGAAUCAACAAAGACAAAAUAAUAAAGAUAAAACUAAAUUUAAAAACUGAA
This is a messenger RNA of Lucilia cuprina (Australian sheep blowfly), 1431 nucleotides long. RefSeq names its product phosphate carrier protein, mitochondrial (gene Mpcp1). Gene Ontology annotation, biological process: mitochondrial phosphate ion transmembrane transport. The record is from RefSeq and is a predicted model, not a curated record. Gene Ontology annotation, cellular component: mitochondrial inner membrane. NCBI's taxonomy places the organism in Eukaryota, Metazoa, Arthropoda, Insecta, Diptera, Calliphoridae. The transcript has 5 exons. Bases 162 to 1238 code for a protein of 358 amino acids. Gene Ontology annotation, molecular function: phosphate transmembrane transporter activity.